This is a messenger RNA of Vitis riparia (riverbank grape), 559 nucleotides long. Its product is annotated as 60S ribosomal protein L44. The record is from RefSeq and is a predicted model, not a curated record. Gene Ontology annotation, cellular component: cytosolic large ribosomal subunit; ribosome. NCBI's taxonomy places the organism in Eukaryota, Viridiplantae, Streptophyta, Magnoliopsida, Vitales, Vitaceae. The transcript has 4 exons. Bases 96 to 413 code for a protein of 105 amino acids. Gene Ontology annotation, biological process: translation. Gene Ontology annotation, molecular function: structural constituent of ribosome.
CGCAGACUAUAAAAACAAGAGAAGCAGCUGUUUUUAGGGUUUGUGCUUCGUCUACCUCCAGCUCUCUCUCUCUUCAGCCUCCUAAGCCGCCGAAAAUGGUGAACGUGCCAAAGACAAAGAAGACAUACUGUAAGAGCAAGGAGUGUAGGAAGCACACCUUGCACAAGGUGACACAGUACAAGAAGGGCAAGGAUAGCUUAGCUGCACAAGGGAAGCGUAGGUACGAUCGCAAACAGUCAGGUUAUGGAGGACAGACCAAACCUGUCUUCCACAAAAAGGCUAAGACCACCAAGAAGAUUGUUCUGAGGCUCCAGUGCCAGGGUUGCAAACAUGUAUCCCAGCACCCAAUCAAGAGGUGCAAGCAUUUUGAGAUUGGAGGGGACAAGAAGGGGAAGGGAACUUCUCUCUUUUAGGAGGCAAACUUGGUCAUUUUCGUCUUGCUAUAUUAUGUUGCUUAAAUUUUUCUCCUUGUUUGAGCUGGAAUGCAACUAUUAUGAUACUUCAUACACUUUGUAGUUCAAUGCCAGGAAUUUUGAUGUUUGAAGUUUGGUUUUAAAUU